This is a messenger RNA of Scatophagus argus, 5351 nucleotides long. RefSeq names its product E74-like ETS transcription factor 1 (gene elf1). Gene Ontology annotation, cellular component: nucleus. The record is from RefSeq and is a predicted model, not a curated record. NCBI's taxonomy places the organism in Eukaryota, Metazoa, Chordata, Actinopteri, Scatophagidae. Gene Ontology annotation, molecular function: DNA-binding transcription factor activity, RNA polymerase II-specific; sequence-specific DNA binding. Gene Ontology annotation, biological process: cell differentiation; regulation of transcription by RNA polymerase II. The transcript is spliced from 10 exons. The coding region runs from base 1009 to 3021 and encodes 670 amino acids.
CAUUCCCGGAAGAUGCCCAUUUCCACUUACAUAUCCCUGUCCUCUGUCUACCGUAGUACAGAAGAGUAAACUCGACUCAAAGGAAAUUCAAAAGUUCGCUUAUACAACCGACAUUAUUUUUUCGACCGCAAUUUCACUGGACUAAAUCGUACUGAGAGCUGUUGACAAAAUUGUAAGGCCACACCUGUGAUCGCGUAACGAUUUACUGCACAUUAACCGAAAAGCUCAUUAAUUGUCGUUUAGUAGCUACCUUGCAACAUCCAUAGCUAUUUUGGGUUGGAAGAUUACCUGCGCAAAUAAUACUGGUUUGGAUUAACAAUAUAACAUUUAUUGAUCACCGUUUACUUUUUAGGAUAUGGCGCGGACACUUAACAACUUUUUUCUUCACGUUUUGUAGUCCAUCCUCGUUCCUCGAUGUCUAUUGUAAACGCCUGUCCUCCUGACUCCUUUAGUCUGGUUUACUACAGCCAGGCUGCAGCCAAACUGUGGUGCUGGGCCAAUCAUUUCCCAGGAAAAUGUGACUGCUAGGAAUUCCCCACGCAUCAGCCCCUGUUGGAGAAAACUGCAACCUUGUGUCAGGAAGCACACGAAAGCAGCAGGAGGGUAAACUGACCGGUGACUGUACGGGGAUGUGCCGUUUCUCUCCCAACUCGCACAAGGGAUAAUAAUGUUUUUCUAACGUCGCCGUGUUUCAUGAGGACACCCGCUGACUGACUGCAUUAAGCCGGAGAAUAUGCUGUGCUGAUGACAACUUCCACCACAGUGUAGAUGCUCCUGGCACAGCGGGAUCAAGCCUCCGUGUCAGAGAGGGACGUGGCUGCUCCCACCUGAGCCACCGCACUCCUCUGAAACUCGGCUUGUGGUCUCUCUCUUGGAGCUUUUACCACCACCCAGACUAGAGAACAGGAGUACGAGAGGGAAGCCAUUUUGUGAGGUGAAGCUGAGCCCGUGCAGCUAGGAGUAGCCAGGAUAUUUUAGGCUGCUCCCUGCCCUUUGAACUUUACUGCCAUGACGACUGCAGUGCAGCCCAGUGAACUGGUGUUUGAAUUUGCCAGCAACGGGAUGGAUGAAAUCAAUCAGGUGUGCAGUUAUCUCAUCCCCACACCCGUCUCUGAAUCCUGUGGAGCAGGCUUGAUUCUGGAUGACCCAUCGGUAUUCCCAGCGGUGAUUGUGGAACAGGUGCCUACAACAGAUCUUCUGCAGGUCUAUUCAGGUCUGGAGUCCGAUGAGGUAGCCAAUGGCAUCAUGGUGGACACCACACUCCAUGUUGUGGAGGAGCCUUCCAUCUUGGUCGGAGGGGUCGACCUUUCAGAAACAACAGUGUCAGGCGCAGAGGACAGCAUGGAGACGAACGAAGCUGCAGCUGCUCUUCUGAACAUGGAGUCUCCAAACAACAUUCUGGAUGAAAAGCGUAUGAUUCACCCUUACGGCACUCUGCUGGAGUCAGACUUGACGUAUGCUCCUCUGCGGCCUGAUCAAAUGGAUAACGGUGCCCUUGACAUGUCCUUAGACGAGGACACUUCAUCCAUGGAUGAGAUACCCCAGAAGUGUCCCUUAAAACCGCAGAAAAAAAACAAAGUGCGGAAACCGCGGGCAGUGCGUCCCUGCUCUCCCAUCACCACCCCUAACCUGCCACUCAGGAAGAAGAGCAAAGAGGGCAAAGGCAACACAAUCUACUUGUGGGAAUUCCUUCUGGCUUUACUGCAAGAUAAAAACACCUGUCCCAAGUACAUCAAGUGGACGCAACGGGAGAAAGGCAUCUUUAAGCUGGUGGACUCCAAGGCUGUUUCAAAGCUGUGGGGCAAACACAAGAACAAGCCUGACAUGAACUAUGAGACCAUGGGCAGAGCUCUCAGGUACUACUAUCAGAGAGGAAUCCUGGCUAAAGUGGAGGGGCAGCGGCUUGUCUAUCAGUUUAAGGAGAUGCCAGCUGAUCUGGUGGUGAUUGAGGAUGAAGACACGGGCUCUGAUGCUAAUGGCAGCUAUGGAAAUCAGAGAUCUAACAACGGGCGAUCUAUGGUCCGUGGAGGGUCCAAAGGGCACGGGAGGGCUCAUGGUCAACACCAGGUCUCAGGGAAACAGAUGAAGAAAGAGCUUACAGAUGAAUAUCUGUACCAUGAAGGCAAUGGUGGGCAGACUGAGCAGCUUCAGUCUGUUAAUAUGUUGCAGGCCAGCCAAGGAUCGAUUGUCCAAGAUCCAGCACAAGCUAUGAGGACCAUCACCACUCCUGCAUCAGUUCCUAUGGUCCUCACAUCUCCUGGCUCUCUUCAGUCUGUUCCCCUCACCGGUGUUCUGGCCAAUGGAGACUCCAGUCACUGCUCCCCACCUCGGGUUAUUCUUCACACCAUGCCCUCCACCACAGCAGGUGGUAAAGAUGUGCUCACCAUCCAGGCAGCCUCUCUAACAGCUGGAACCAGCAGCCUGCAGGACAGCCUCCCUCAGCAGCUCCUUGUCGCCAGUCUUGGCUCCUCCACUGUCUCCACCUCAUCCUCUGGCACUUCAACUGCAGCAGUCAUUAGUUCCACGGCUUCCAACCUCAGUGGUCUCCCUCGCCUGCUUACCAUCAACACAACCUGUGGGCAGACCAUGGUGGCACAGCAGCCUGGCACUGUGAUUGCCACUGUGCUCAAAUCCAGCGACCUCUCUGGGCUGCAAGUCAAAGAGGAACUGCUGGACUCCAGCUACUUCCAGUCGAUGGUGAACGGUGAUCCAUCACUGGUGGCAAAUACGUUUGAGAAAGAAGAGAUUGAGGUAGGGGAGGCAGAGCUGCAGUAUAGGACUGUGAUCAUUGAUACCAGUCAAAGCCAGGGCCAGGAGGCUGUGAGUGAAACUAUAAUUAAUGGACAUUCCUCCCAGAGCAGCAGCCCUGGUGAAGGCCUGACCCCUGUAGAGGAGCUGGAAGUGCGUGGGGAGAUGUCCCUGCAGCCUGAGCAGGGAAUCAAAGGCCUGCAGGAGCUGCCUCUGUCUGUCCAAUUGCCUGCAAACUUUAUCCAGAUAAAGGCAGAGCCUGCAGAGGCUUAGGGCUGCAGGACUCCUUCACACAAGCUGAACCAAAAACAACAGCUGAAUCCAUCUUGACCACAGACUUUUCUUUUCCUUCCACAGUGAUCUGAUUAGAGAUCAGAGCGAGGGAUCUUGCAGCGAGUUGCCCUUGAAGGUUGGUCAGUUCAUCCCCGGGAUUUAUUGUUUACCCACGUAUUUUGUGACCCUGUGCCUCAUUUUAAAAAUCAAAGUAUUUAGUUUCUUAAGUAGUCAUUUUUUAAAUAUGUGAUUAAUUUUCACAGACAUUAACCCCAACACACAGAGAUACAAAUAUACAUUAAAACUUUUGCACGCACACACACACACAAAUACACGAAAACAAGCUCCCAAUCAAGGAGAACAGCCAUUGGAUAAACCAGGGGUCCCUGUCUACCAAAUGUGCCAGUUAGAAUUUAUUUCUUACCAUGUAUUUCAUUGGACUGUGUUUAAAGAGGAGAAUGCAACCAACCAAAACUGGGGACUGAAUGCCAAAGGGUGCAAUGAGAUCAGACUUCUGAGAAUGUGCCGAGAGUGUGUGUGUCUGUUUGAAACCACAUUUAAGGUUCCGUUCCCACGGAUUAGGGAUGGAUGCUGUGUCAUGGUGUCCAGGUGAAAAACACAUCUCAGAGUUUAAUUGAAGAGUGCCUUACAGAAACAGCUCAAGACUCUUCGUUUGAAACAUCUGAAAAAAAAAAGAUGAAAAUGGACUAAAUGACUUUUCAGACUUUUAGCCUUCUAAGAACUUCUUACUCAUUUAUUUUCAUAUAAACAAAACAGUUAUGCAUUCACUCUCUACUACUCCUGGCCUUAUAACACUGUGUUACUAUGGAAAUGGGCAUUUUCUGUCCGCCAAGGACAGUCCAACAUCAAAACUGUUUGUAUAGAGCCACAGACCGAAGGCAGAGCAAGAUAGGGAGGCACAAAUGGAGAGAAAGAAUACACAGGAUUAAACAGAUUUUAUCAGCCUCUGCUUCAGAGACUCCAAGGUUUAAAUCCUGUGUAUAUGAAAUGGAAUCAUAUAUAUAUGAAUAUAUAUAUAUAUAUAUAUAAAUAUAGAUACAUAUAAUAUACAAUUGAGGUUCAAUUUUAAGGCCAUAACGAAUUUAUUUAUUUUGUGAAUUUCUAAAUUCUGUAUAAAAAGGCACAUUUGUCUUCUAUUUACAUGUGUAAACAUGAGGGAAAAUACAAAGAAUAUGAACGUUAAUACCAGGAAACUUAUUUGGUAGCUUUUUUAAGACCAACAUUUUUAAUUUGUAUAGCAUUCCAUAUAGUCAGUUUUGGUAUUUUCUCGCAUUUUGGACUCGAAUGCUCAGUAUCAUUAUUCCACUGUUAUUAUUCUCUAAUUGUAGAUAUGCCCUGUUGUGUGUCUGAUUUAAACAUGUACUGAAUGUGCUUUGGUUCCUUCUUUUCAGCAGACGUACCUCUUUGUCUUUGCCUCUUCACUUUUAUGCUUACGCUGCAGAAAGACUCAAAUGUAUCAGUCAGUAUGUCUUUGAAAUCAUAUCUCAGUUUCCUUUAGUUAUUUAGUACAACCUGCACUGGUCUUUCAUUCAUUCAUUCAUUUAUUCUUUCUUUGCAUAAUCUCUCCCCUCAUCUCCUCUCACCUUGUCUACUCUCCAUUCUUUCUUGUGCUUGUCUUAUUUUGCCUCGUCUCCUUCAUCCUCUCCUUUCAGCUCCCUUCCUCCCCUCUCCCUCUCCCUCUCCUCUUCUUCUCCUGCUCUCGGGUCAGUCGAGUCUGUGCCUUCUUCAUUUGCUGUCCCACUUUGUUAAGGACCUCUCAGGCCAGCCAUGUGAUUGGCCCCUCAGUCCUGCUCGGGAUGAAGCCAUAUUGAUCCUGAGUGGUAUCACAGCUAAAUUAGUUGUAUUUUUCCACACGGACUGUGGCUACAGAGUGAGGACAUUCAGACAUACUGACCCUCAUCCUCAGUGGCACCUAAGGACAGGAAUUAAACGCUGCUUUACAACCCCACAUCAGCCAAAGGGCUCCGGGUCUGCAAAGACACACUGAAUGUAUGCUUACUGUUUAAGUACUUGCUUAUGCAAUUUUUCGACAAUCAAUAUUUACACUGGGUUAUAUUUGCAUCAAAAUUGUUCUGUUUUUAAGUGGGGAUCUGCUGUUUUUUUUGUUUUUUUUUGUUUUUGCUUUGUAUAUAUUCCCGUAUCUGCUCUGUAUUUUCCAACAGGCACUGUGAGAUGUCGAGGUAUGUCCACCGCUUAAGUUUUGUUGCUUCUGUUGUCUUGGGUUGUCAUUUGCCCCCUAUGCUGAAUAUAGAAUAGAUUUAUAAGAAAAAGUCAUUGUACUAAUUAAAAACAAAAUCUUCUUUACUGAA